AAAAGCGGCGUGAGCCGCUCGUGGCAGAGCUCUGGCUCGGUGUGAGUGUUCCCUCAGAACGCGCGGGGAAGACGAGAUGGAGUUUUUCACGUGCGGGACGAGUUUUAAGAAGGAAAUGUGGCCGUGGAAGGGAAGGGCUGUGCUGCCCCCGGAGCUGCCGUUCCCACACCUCCAGCGGCAGGACAAGGGGGAAUGGCUUCAGGCUGCCAGAGGGCAGGGGCAGCCUGCCUCUGCAAAGUGGUACGACCGGAGGGACUACGUCUUUAUCGAGUUCUGUGUUGAAGACAGCAAAGAUGUAAAUGUAAAUUUUGAAAAGUCCAAACUCACGUUCAGUUGUCUUGGAGGAAGUGAUAACUUUAAACAUUUAAAUGAAAUCGACCUUUUUAAUAAUAUCGACCCAAAUGAAUCAAAGCAUAAAAGAACAGACAGAUCCAUCUUAUGUUGUUUACGAAAAGGAGAGUCUGGUCAGGCAUGGCCAAGGUUAACAAAAGAGAGGGCAAAGCUCAACUGGCUCAGCGUGGACUUCAACAACUGGAAAGACUGGGAAGAUGAUUCAGAUGAAGACAUGUCCAAUUUCGAUCGCUUUUCCGAGAUGAUGAACAACAUGGGUGGAGACGACGACGUAGAUUUGCCAGAAGUAGAUGGGGCAGAUGAUGACUCACCAGACAGUGAUGAUGAAAAAAUGCCGGAUCUGGAGUAAGGAAAACUGUCGUCUUCAGGGUUUUGGGGAAAGAACUUCAUCACAACAUUUCAUAAUUGAGAUAAGAAUUCCUGAGUUGAUAGCCCUAAAGGGAGAUCCUGCAUCCUUUAACCCAUUUUUCAGUCCAUUUUAAAUGGCUUCACUGAUGGUAGGUGUGUCCCAUGGCACGGGGCGGUCUUAAGCCACGAGAGGCAAUAACGUUAUGCAUGAACCGUUUUCCAGACUUCCAAAAAAAGACAAACCAACCCCCCAAUUGAGGUGUAGGCAAUCCGUACAGAACAGUUGCAAUAAAGUUUACAGAGCCUCCUUGCCUCGUAGCAGAUGUAAUUACAAUGGGAGAACCCCUGAAUUUACACCAAAAGGUUAAGCAUUUUUUCCCCCCCUCCUUCCUCCUCCACGACCUGAAAUUGUCUGUUUGUACCGGGAACAAAACUUGUUGUCAUUGGCUCCCCAAAUUCAGCAGGCGAGGCAACAUCCCUCUGUGGUGUCUUCAGGUCUGUUCCACUAAAGUUCGUAUUGAAAAGGAAAACCUAAAACUUCUCCUCGUUUGGUGUUGGGCCCCCCCGAGCCCCCGAGCGGUGCCGGUGGCCGGAGCCUGUCCCUGGUUCCGUGUGACCCCCCCAGACCUCCCCCCUCCUCGCCCGGGGUGAGUGGCUGUACAUUGUUUGCUUUGUCAAUCUGUACAUUUAGACCAAAUCGUAUUUGCACUGUGGGUUUGGCAGCGAGUGACAGACCGUGGGGCCUGCGACCGGGCUGAGAAACCUCAAUUUAUGUUCAGAGCAGCUGGGAUUUUUUUAAUGUCUGCAUUCUUUCUAAUAAACUGUUGAAGACUCCCCUGGC
This is a messenger RNA of Corapipo altera (White-ruffed manakin), 1540 nucleotides long. It is a transcript of the gene PTGES3, whose product is annotated as prostaglandin E synthase 3. Bases 77 to 700 code for a protein of 207 amino acids. NCBI's taxonomy places the organism in Eukaryota, Metazoa, Chordata, Aves, Passeriformes, Pipridae. Gene Ontology annotation, biological process: protein folding; telomere maintenance via telomerase; prostaglandin biosynthetic process. Gene Ontology annotation, cellular component: nucleus; cytosol. Gene Ontology annotation, molecular function: prostaglandin-E synthase activity; Hsp90 protein binding; protein-folding chaperone binding. The transcript is spliced from 8 exons. The record is from RefSeq and is a predicted model, not a curated record.